CCGACGGUGAUGGCCCAUCCGACACUCUGCGGACCCUCCAGGCGGUGUUGGCUCGGUACCCCACCUAUUCCGAUCCGCCUCCCAUGUUUCAUCAGUCGUCUCGCACCAGCGCGGCGAUCGCUGGUACUUUGGCCCGGACACCACUUGUGACCCCAGACAAGGGCGAGGUCCAGGCGACAUCACCACCCCAUCUGCCUGCCCCGAUCGGGCCGGCUGGCCCUCUGUCUCAGCCAGAAGGAUCUGAGUUCGCCCAGGAGCCCGCCGACACUGGAGAGAAAAUACGCAAGGAGCGAGGCCUCGCCGACACGAAUGCCACCAAGCCGAGCACAACGACACCAGACGGUGCUGUCGCUGGAGCCUGCUCGAUCACCCAUGUUGGCACAGAUAGCACGAUCCGUGCGAAAGCGGUCGUCGUCUGUCCCACUCCGACCAUCACCGAUGCCAUCACCGACACCAAUACCGACGCCGGCACCGGAUCGGGCCGCAUCGAACAGCCCUCGUCGUUUCCUGGCCCCAGCAAUCUCGAGGCUAUCGCCGAGCGGUCAGCCACAGGCCUCGAUCAGCUUUCGCAUCCGCCUCCUGCGGCCCUUGCUUCUGCGCGAGUCACACCCCCGUCCGAGACGACCGCCGAACACAGACAGGAUCGCGGCCGGCUGCUCGGUGGGCUCUCGAGGCUGUUCAAGAGCCAUCACCACGACGGCCUUGUGGCGCUGAUGUUGGAGGAGCUGAACGGCCUCUCUGUCGACGGAGAGUCUCUGUUCAUCGAGAGCCCCAACCCAGAGCAAGGCGCCAGGGAACAGGUCAAAGACAUUGUCGGGAAGCUGCAGGCGGUGCUCUCGGGGCGUGUUGCCGAAAAGAAUACCCGCCUCAAGAUCCUCGGUGAGCGACUGGCGGAGAGCCUCGAUGCCGCUGCUGCUCUUCAGGAGCGAUGCCAGACCCUGGCGGCGCAGGUGCAGAUGCUCCAGGCCGCCCAGACCAAGGACAGAGCCUGCGCUGCGACACCCGACCCACCCACGGGCUCGGACGGCACCAAGACCUGCACGGCCCCCGACGGCGACGGGGCAUGCUCCAAGGACCUGCUUCUGCGCGUCCUCGUCGAGCAGCAGACGGCUCUGCAGACCCGGCUGGCGAUCCUCCAGCAGCAGCUGGCCCACCGGCGCGACGCGGGGCCGACCAGGGGGGCUUUGUGGCAGGUCCAGGGCCAGUCGCUGUGGCUUGCGUUCCCGCUGUAGCACAGACGCCACAUCCCGCCACCGCCUGCCACAUGCUCGCCACGCGCAUCGCCACCGACGGCAGUCGGGCGAACCGUCGCGCAGCCGCGCACGUGAUGGGUGCUAUCUGGGGCCGCCUCCGAAAACAAUGACAAAUUCUGCUGUUGCGCAAAUCCAU
Molecule: messenger RNA, 1389 nt
Organism: Polychytrium aggregatum
Lineage: Eukaryota; Fungi; Chytridiomycota; Chytridiomycetes; Polychytriales
Exons: 2
Coding region: 84-1232 (382 amino acids)
Source: RefSeq, a predicted model, not a curated record